CAUCAUAGCAACGGUUCAGCACGGCGAGGAAGGAAAAACCUGUCCCUCUGCGUCGAUUCAGAAAGUAAAAAAAACAUGUCGUACGCUAAGUUUGUAGCAGCUCUCGCCAGGGCAAACUCCGGCAAUGUCAAGAACAUCCGAAUUUCACCUGGAAGAUAUCGGUCAACAGUGGCAUCUACCAAGAGCAAAGAGGAGAAAGAGCAAAAUAUAGAUGGCUGCACGGUGGUUGAAGCUGUGCCUGUUGAACUCAUCAGCCAGACCAAAAAUGUUACCGUCACACCGCUGAGUAAAAUCCACAUCGACUUCGACAACACCAAGGAAGCCUACAGGAGCAAAGAUAACAUUGAGCUGCUCCGAAGCCUGCUGGUCUUCAAGCUUUGCACAUUUGACUUCCUCGUUGAGAAGAACAAAGAAUUGAUGGACCUGAGUAAGAAGUUGCUGGGUCAGUGGAUGUUUAAUAAGAUGAUGAAGAUGACCUUCUAUGGCCAAUUUGUGGCAGGGGAAGACCACAACUCCAUCAAACCGUUAAUUCAGAAGAAUCAGGCCUUUGGUGUCGGAGCAGUUUUGGACUACAGUGUUGAAGAGGACUUGACACAAGAGGAGGCAGUGAAAAAAGAGAUGGAUUCGUGUGUUUCCGAAGCAGAGAAGGAAAGCCCAGAUGCUGAUCAUCGUGAGAGGAAGUACAAGGCCCAUCGUCAGUUUGGGGACCGGCGCGGAGGUGUUAUCAGCGCUCGCACGUACUUCUAUGCAGACGAGGCCAAAUGUGACAACCAAAUGGAGACUUUCAUAAACUGCAUUACAGCCUCCGGUGGAGCCUCUGCUGAUGGAUUUUCUGCCAUCAAAAUGACCGCUCUGGGACGCCCACACUUCCUUCUCCAGUUUUCAGAAGUCUUGGUGAAGUGGAGACGGUUCUUCAACUUCCUCUCAGCACAACAAGGAAAAUCUGACAUGAUGGUUUUGGAACAAAAACUGGAACUGGAACAACUUAAGGAAAGUUUGACUAAGAUGGGUGUUGGCGCCAAGGAUGAUAUUGAGAAUUGGUUUACUGGAGAGAAACUGGGUUUAUCAGGAACGAUAGAUCUGCUGGACUGGAACAGUUUAAUAAACGAUACAACAAAGAUCUCCAAUCUGCUUAUGUUGCCAAACCUUGAGACAGGUCAGCUGGAACCUUUGUUGAACAAGUUUACAGCAGAGGAGGAAAGACAGAUGAAGCGAAUGCUGCAGCGAGUGGAUGUUCUGGCCAAGCAUGCCAUGCAGAACGGGGUAAGGCUGAUGGUGGAUGCAGAGCAGACGUACUUCCAACCAGCUAUUAGUCGACUAACCCUGGAAAUGAUGAGGAGAUUCAACAGAGAGAAGCCAAUCAUUUUCAACACCUAUCAGUGUUACCUCAAGGAAGCGUAUGACAAUGUAACUAUGGAUGUUGAGCUGUCACGGAGGGAGGACUGGUACUUUGGUGCCAAGCUGGUUCGUGGAGCCUACAUGUACCAAGAGAGAGCCAGGGCCGAGGAGAUUGGCUAUGAAGAUCCGAUAAACCCAGACUAUGAGGCCACUAACAGGAUGUAUCAUAAGUGUUUGGAAUAUGUGCUGGAGGAGAUCGAAUACAACAGGAAAGCUAAUAUCAUGGUUGCAACUCACAAUGAGGACACAGUGAAAUUCACCCUACAAAAGAUGAAUGAGAUGGCCCUUUCCCCCACUGAGAAUAAAGUUUACUUUGGACAGCUGCUGGGAAUGUGUGACCAGAUCAGCUUCCCACUAGGUCAAGCAGGUUUCCCCGUCUACAAGUACGUUCCAUAUGGACCGGUCAACGAGGUCAUUCCCUAUCUGUCUCGCCGCGCUCAAGAGAACCGCGGCUUCAUGAAGGGAUCUCAGAGAGAGCGCAGCCUGCUGUGGAAGGAGCUGAAACGCAGGGUGCUGGGCGGCCAGAUGUUCUACAAGCCAGUCUACUGAAUCACAAGACGAUAAACAUACUAACUGCAGUAUAUCUUUAAGCAUUCCACCAACUUAACUGUACCACUAACUGCUCUUUGUAGAGGAAGAUUAAUAUCCUUCCUUCGGUUGUUCGUUUGCACAGUGGGGGAGAAACUUUUAAAACACCACCAAAUUAAUAAUUGUGGAGAUUCAUAUGCUGCUCUAUUAACAAGGGAUGAUUGACAUGAGUUUUUAGAUCAGCACUGGGUUAUUUAACCUAAAAAAACUGACAGGGUGAUCAUCAAAUUCAACACUGCAAAAAAUGUAACAAAACAUUUUCCUUUUUAAAAUAACCUUUGCAAACAUUUAUACCUCUAAACAUCCAUCAUUUCUCAUGUAUAGCAUGGAGGGAAAAGAAAAGGUUGUUUUUGUAUGUAUGGUUACCCAAAGGUGGCUCACUUGUAUGUAAAAGCAGACACUCACUGUUUCUUUUGUUCAGUGUUAAGUUGUGUCUUAUUUAGCUGUAACUCAGAAGUGCCUUUUGGUUUUUUCCAUGAGAUUAACUGGAGACAGUCAUCUACUGUACAGCUUUUGUUUUUUUUGUUAAUGCACACUCCUCCAUGGGGAUUGUAAAUUAUUUUUAGCAUGUUUAUUUGAUUUUAUGUGUUGUUUAAUCUAUCUGAACAAAUCAUUUGUUAAUGAUCGUGCAACGUAGGGAUUUUAUUACAUAGAAAUAGAUUUUUAUAAAGCUCUACAUUCAUAUUCCUGGUUUAGGGUCUUUUAUUUGUUGUUGACUAAAGCAUGCACAGUAAAUGCAGCAUUAGAAAUCAGGAUGAUGCGCUUUUUGAUCUCUGGUAAUCCUUGCACAUUGAUACUCAAAACUGUGUCCUGAUGUGGAUUUCAGUAGACAUGUGCCAAAUGGUCCUGAUGACUUCCAAAAAACGUGCCGUUGUGUGAUUUUCAAGGAAAACUGUACUACUCAGUUACUCUGAAGAACACCGGCUCUGUUGCAUAAGCUGCUGUGGAAGGAGAAAGCAUGUGGCGUUGAAUUUGUUAUUGUUGAGAAGGGUUCAAAAAGACUAGUUGUGCUGGUAUCUCUGGUUUUAAUGCUGCCCGUAGCAUUUGUAAUGUAGUCUUCUGAAAGAUUGUUUGAAUGAAAGUCAUAAAAACAAUAUUUAAAUUCAAAAUGUUUUAAUGACUGGAAGUGGAAAACUUAAACUUGUAAAACUUGUGAAAGUACUAAAAUAUUAAAUCUGUCACGUUAAGUUAAAAUAUACGACUGAACUUAAUUAAGUUAGGUUUGCAUUGCAGUAUUUUGCAUUUGAGUUUAUUUUUGUAUGUUUUUCACCUUGAAUGAAUCUCAGUGUUCAUAUGUCUGUUAACAUGAUAUGGUAAAAUUUGAUAAUAUGUUUUUUUUGCAGUUGCUUUGAUGUUUGAUGUUUUCAUUUCUUUUAUUUUAUUUUGUUUCCUAAUCACUGCUGUAACAGUAUAUACCAUAUUUUGUACAGUUGUAAAAUAUGUAAUUAAUGGAUUUGGAACA
Scomber scombrus (Atlantic mackerel) is the source of this 3448-nucleotide messenger RNA. RefSeq names its product proline dehydrogenase (oxidase) 1a (gene prodha). The transcript is spliced from 14 exons. Gene Ontology annotation, molecular function: proline dehydrogenase activity; FAD binding. The record is from RefSeq and is a predicted model, not a curated record. Bases 76 to 1947 code for a protein of 623 amino acids. Lineage: Eukaryota; Metazoa; Chordata; Actinopteri; Scombriformes; Scombridae. Gene Ontology annotation, cellular component: mitochondrion.